AUGGAUGAAAUCUCAGCGGCUGAACACGAAGCUUCUCCAACGGACAGAAGAAAACCGCGAAUAUGCCAGUAUUGCAAGCGUCACUUCCGGCGAUACGAACACCUGGAGCGGCAUCUGCGAAUCCAUACCAAUGAAAAACCAUAUAAAUGCUCCUGCGGUUCUUCCUUCAGCCGGCGUGAUCUCCUGAAGCGGCAUGAAAGUAUCACUCACGCCCCAAUCAACCCACCAACGCAGCAACAAUCACCAGCAGUUGCCAAUGAUAGUGAAGAUGCUCAGUCACAAAGCAACCAGAUUCACUUUGAUCCAGGGAUAUCCCCCUGGCAGCACCCAGACUUUCAAAAUAUAUCAACUGGGUCGAUCAGCCAGAACGAGCCACUUACUGAUUAUCAACUAGAAGGAAACCCUCUAUCCAGUGCCCAAGAUCUACUGGUCCUGCAAAGCCUGGAAAUGUUCAGUAACAACAUAGGGCUGAACAACGAGUGGCACUUAGCAUCUGAGCCAAGCAUCACGCAAAUAUUCGCUAGAGACUUCAACAUGAAUGCUUUACCAACCCCAUCAACUGCAUAUCCAUCUCAUGAACAGCCCUCGGGCCCAGAUCAAACACUAAGCAAGCUUCCAACUGAAAGAGAAGCCGUCGCGGAAUUCGGAGUUCUAACAUUGCCAAUCUUGGCGGUCACAAAUCUGCAUCGAGAAAGCCUUCUGGAGGCGCUGGAAAAAUCCCAAACCACUGUAACAGACAUCUCUUUGCCAUCCUGCCAUUCGCUCUCAAGAUUUGUCAAUGGGUUUUUUGAUGGAUUCUACCCCCAUCUACCGGUAGUUCACAUUCCAACGUUCAACAUUGACGAGUGCGAGCCAGAGAUCCUCUUGGCCAUGUGUGCACUUGGGGCCGAGUUUCGACACGAGAAUCGAAAAGCAGUGUUGCUCUUUCGAGCCGCCAAGGAUAUUCUUCAACAGACGAUACGCGAACGGGAAAUGGUAGAAACCGAGAGAAAAUCGUAUACUAAAACUAGCGUGAAUACGACUCAUUCCACACACGAAACUCGCGAUUCUGACUUCGAGUUUCUGCAACAGAGGGCAGUUAUGCGUGAGGCACGUUGUACCUUCUUUCUCAUUGCCUUUGCAACCUGGCAGAAUGAGGAGAGCAUAGCUCGAGAAGCUUUCAAUCUCCAAAGCUCCUUGGCGAGAUGUAUCAGAGAAUCUUGGCUGGAAGAAGUUGAACAGUUUCUACAUGCCAAUAGCACUGAUUGGCGCUCUUGGAUUCAACGGGAGUUAGACAGAAGAGUAAAAUUCUUUUCGUUUGUUUUUUUGAAUCUCCAUUCUAUAGCAUUCGGCACACCACCAGUCAUAUUGAGUGAAGAAAUCCACCUUCGUCUGCCAUGCAGCUGUCUCGAGUGGAUUGCUCCGAAUCAAGAGAAAUGGAAUUUGAUUCGAAGAUCCGGGCAUCAGGAGCAAAUGCUGUUUCAGGAUGCUCUCUGCCACAUAAUGAAGAGUCAUCGAGAGUCGCAUCCCCCAUACUCACAGCCAGUGCCAUCUCCCUUGGCAAACUACGUUCUUUUGCAUGCGGUCAUACAAAAAAUCCUCCUAACCUACCAUGCCCUCGGACCUUAUAAUGACGUCGAUCAGAGUUUGAUAACUGGACAAAAGGAGAUUAUGCGAAAUGCUCUUCAUGCAUGGACCUAUCUAUGGCAACGAGCCCCCGAAUCUAGUCUGGAUCCCCGGAAUCCCAAUGGCCCUGUUACUUUUACAUCAGCUGCGUUAUUAGGUGUUGCAUAUGUACGACUUGGUCUCGAUUUGGGAUCAUAUAAAAUACUGCGAUAUCGAGAUCCAGAGCAGAUUGCCAACCAGCUACUGCAAAUUCCACGCUUACCUGCUGGUCCUCAUCUUCUUCCGGCAAUCUUACAUGCAACGCAUGCCCUCAGCAUACCGGUCAAACUCGGGGUAAAUUUCGUCGCUCAAAGCCAUGCGUUUGUGUGGAAUGUCCAGCACUCCCUCUGUGCAUUGGAAUUUGCCGUAUUUCUCAGCAAGUGGUUAUUCUGUAUCUCCGACUGCCAGACCAGAAGGCCUCUUGAUGAACAGGAGACACGUCUUGUGAGCUGGAUUAGCGAUAUUGUCGAGGAAGGACGAACAUCUGGAGAUGACGACUUUUGGUCUAGACCUUCACACCAGUCUGACUGUGCUUACCUUGGGUUUGCUGUAGUCAAGCUAUGGGCUCGCCUUAUACGAGGAAACGAAAAAUGGUCACUCAUAAGAGUGAUUGGUGAUGGGCUUGAUAUAUAUGCCGAUACUUGUGAGCAGCGCUAUGUACAUGCACAGACAACCCCAGUGGCUACCUAA
Molecule: messenger RNA, 2334 nt
Organism: Penicillium crustosum
Lineage: Eukaryota; Fungi; Ascomycota; Eurotiomycetes; Eurotiales; Aspergillaceae
Product: C2H2-type zinc finger protein
Exons: 6
Coding region: 1-2334 (777 amino acids)
Biological process (GO): DNA-templated transcription; regulation of transcription by RNA polymerase II
Cellular component (GO): chromatin
Molecular function (GO): zinc ion binding; RNA polymerase II cis-regulatory region sequence-specific DNA binding; DNA-binding transcription factor activity, RNA polymerase II-specific
Source: RefSeq, a predicted model, not a curated record